UUUUUUUAUCAACAUGCCUCGUUCCACAUUUCCUUCUGUUAUAUCAUUCUCUAACCAGAGAGAACCUGUUACAACUCCUCCAGACGAAUUUGCGAACUAUGGAGAACAUCUUGCCAAUGCUGUUGACGUUCAAGAAAUCGAUGUUAAUUUAUACAUGUCGAAAGAACUUUGGUUACCUUUAGGUGCACGUGGAGCUUUUGGUGGUCAGAUUGUUGCUCAAGCUUUACGUGCUGCUUUUCAUACAGUUGGCAAGACCUUCCAAGUGCAUUCAUUACAUAGUUAUUUUAUCCUACCUGGGGACGUAUCGAUGCCUGUGUUAUAUGAAGUGAUUCCUUUACGUGAUGGACGGUCGUUUGCUACUCGUUUUGUUCGUGCCAAGCAACGAGGAAAAGCUAUCUUUGUUUGUAGUUGUAGUUUCACCAAAGAUUAUGACGUACCAACUGUUGAACAUCAAUCUACUAUGCCAAAAGUACCAGCACCUGAGAAUUUGAAAUCAGCUGAAGAACUCAUGGAACAAGAAUUGGCCAACAAUAAUUUGUCAGCAAAAUAUCGUGAUUAUUUACAAAAACGAUUAGAUGAAGAUCGUCCUGUGGAUUAUCGUGAAGUGGAUCCUAAAGAUAUUGAUGACAAUGAUCGUUGGGUUUCUGAUAAUCAAAAUCUUAGUCGUUCGGCAAGAUGGUGUGUGACUCGUGGUAAAUUAAGUGAUGAUCCUCAACUUCAUGCUUGUGUGAUUGCUUAUAUCAGUGAUAGUGGGUUCCUUUUGACGGCUGCAAGAGCUACGGGGAUUGGCAGAAGAGGAUUUGGUAUGAUGGCUUCAUUGGAUCAUAGUAUUUACUUCCACAAGAACAUGCGUGCUGAUGAAUGGUUUUUAUACGAUAUGCAUAGUCCUAGAUCUGGCGAUGGACGUGGUGUCUCCUUUGGUCGAAUUUAUACCAAGGAUGGUGUUCUUGCUGCAACAACAAGUCAAGAAGGAUUGAUUCGAUUGACAAAAACUGAACAAGAAAAAUUACGAAACAAAGCAAACCAGGAUAAUAUUGGUGAUUCAAAACUUUAGAUUAGAAAAGAAUAGAUAGAUAUUUUUAUUAAAUAAACUUUCAAGUUCCAG
Messenger RNA from Halteromyces radiatus, 1105 nucleotides. RefSeq names its product HotDog domain-containing protein. The record is from RefSeq and is a predicted model, not a curated record. Gene Ontology annotation, biological process: acyl-CoA metabolic process; fatty acid catabolic process. Gene Ontology annotation, cellular component: peroxisomal matrix. The coding region runs from base 14 to 1054 and encodes 346 amino acids. Gene Ontology annotation, molecular function: fatty acyl-CoA hydrolase activity. Lineage: Eukaryota; Fungi; Mucoromycota; Mucoromycetes; Mucorales; Cunninghamellaceae. The transcript has 5 exons.